Molecule: messenger RNA, 960 nt
Organism: Giardia duodenalis
Lineage: Eukaryota; Fornicata; Diplomonadida; Hexamitidae
Product: Seven transmembrane protein 1
Exons: 1
Coding region: 1-960 (319 amino acids)
Source: RefSeq, a predicted model, not a curated record
AUGUGCUACUGCGCCCCGCUGCCCGAUGGCACCCCGGCCAACCCCUUUGCUGCGGCAGUGUUCGAUGACUGCGUGUAUAGCGUUCAUGAACUCGUUUCGGUCAUUUUUGGCUGGAUAUCCAUCGCGUGCUGGUUCACGGCAUCGUAUCCGCAGAUACGGCUCUCUUUGCUGUUAAAGCGGGCCGAAUGCAUCUCAAGCGUCCUUCUCUUCCUCUGGGUGUCUGGAGACAUCAGCAACUUCAGCUCUCUCAUCAUCUUGCGGCAGCCGUUAACACAGAUCAUAAUGGGCGGUCUCUGGCUGUUUCUCGAUAGCACCAUGACCGCUGUCACCUUGUACUACAAGCGGAAACACAAGGGCAAGCAGCUCCCAGAGAUAGACGUGAAGUCUAUGGGGAGGAUGCGCAGGUCGGAGGCAGUGAUCUACACCGUGUUCUUCGCUGGUUGCCUAUCGAGUUUUCUGUGUUACUCGAUUCCAGUAACGACAUACAUUCAGCGGGUCCCGCAGAUGUUCAGCGAGUGUGUUGUUUCCCCAGAGCUCUCGCACACUUCUGCGCGGUAUAUAGUCGGGUCUGUCCUGGCGUACAUCACCCUUCCUCUUUACUGCUUUAGCGGGCUUCUGCAGGUAAUAAAGAACUGCAGGACCAAGGCCACUGACGAUCUCAGCCCAAGCUUCUUUGCAAUAAUAUUCACCGCCAACGCUGCGCAGACGACAUCCCUAUUCACGUUCAGUCAGGAGCGAGAGUAUCUGCUGCGAACUACGCCGUACAUAAUCGCUGCAAUCUUCCCCAUGAUGAUGGACUUUACCAUCUUGGUCCAAAUAAGGUACUACAACAGCAGAUACCGGAAGCUGCACAGCGAGAUAGAGGGAAAACCCGAUUUUCAAGAGCUCGAAGACAUGGAUUCGAGCCCCACUGGAAGCGAUGUUAAGGCAGACGGGCCUGCUGACCCUCUGAUGCCCUAG